GGAGAUUUGUCCUGGGUUAUGGAUGAAGGCACAGGCCGUAAGGGUGUCUCAGGAUGGGGGAGAGAGAUACUUCCUGGAGAUCCCUCACCGUAUAUGGGAUAACACAUUGGGAGGUUUUCUGGCGCAAUGGGAAAGGGACAGGUUGCAAGGAGAGGGGUGUCCCAGGACUUUGUAUAGGGGAACGGUUCGGGGUGGGUGUCCCUGGACUUUGUGUGUGUAUGUGCUUGUGUGUGUGUGUAGAUCACUCGAGGUAUCCUGGAACUGUGGGGAUCACCUAGUUUCUUCCUGUUGGAGAAUGGACUGUUAGGCCUUUGGCAUCCAGGGGGAAAGUACUGACCACGUACAAGCCACAGAUGCCCAGGCCCCAAUUCUGCAGGCUCCUUCAUUCUGCGGCUCCGGCCCCUGGACUGUGGUGAUGUCAAGCCAGUUGGGAUUGCCUCACUCGGGUGCUUCCUCCCAUCUCCGCUUUUGAUCAUGUCUCUAUAGCCUUAGAAAUAAGGAAUCUUUAUAUUUCUACAGAUGUGUCAGUCUUUAAGCAAAUCCAGUCUACAAUCCUUGAGUUUAUUCAAAAGCUUAAAUUAGGGAUCUUUAAAAAAACCUGAAUUUCCCAGUUGAGUUCCUAUGGGAUUCUUUGAGAGGGCAAGCUCCCCCAUGCAGUUAACACUAGUCAGUUUAUGGAAAAUCUGCUUAAUUCGACAAAUGUUGAGUUAAAUUGUCCACUAUGCUCAAAGCACUGUUGUGGGGAAUCUCAGAGAAGAGCAAGACAAGGCCCUAACCCUCCAGGAACCUUGUCUAGCUGGGAAGAUGAGACAGAUACCUGUGAAAUAGGCAAUGAUUUUAGGAGAGAACUGUUGGCUGAUGACUGAGCUUUCACUAUUGUACCACACUUUCUGACAUGAUGGGAUCGGGCAGACCAGCCUCAACCUGUGUUCAUCUAGCAUCUAGUGUCCAACUGGAUGGGAGGAGUGACCCCAGGAAACUUCAGACCCAGAACCAGCUGCAGUUUAAUAGGAAUGUUCCUACACAUUCAAGCAACUUGGCAAUCCAAUAUUCUUGCCCACAUGGAAUUAGAAUUGAAAAACUAAAGCACUCAUACAAUGAGUCAUACCAUUGUAGAGAUUCAGGUUUUAGAGACGGUCCUGACCUGGGCAGUUCUGUUUCAUUUUCUGUCAUAUCAGAAGAGAGACUUAGCUAUGCCGUCCAUCUAGCCAAAAGAGAUGUAAAACGAAGACAACUUGAAGAACAUAUAAAAGAACACCAUCUCAGAAGUCAGCCCCAAAUCCUUCAGAAAUGUGGACAGUCUAACCAUAAAAUAUCUGACCAUAGAGUGGAAAGGAAGGAAUCAAAGAGUCGGGCAGUCUGUCACGGCAGCAACCAGCCAUCCAAAGUAGAAAUUUCCAGCUCAGGUGCCAAGGUAUACCUGUACACAUCUCAUCCAGGACAGUCAGACCUCACCAUGCCAAACUCGCCACCCACUCGCGAUCCAGGACUUCAGCCACAUGCCAGGGUAGGUGACCACAAAAGCCUGCUGGGAGUUCAGCGACUCCAGAAAGAAUUGAGCAGUUGCAUCCGUAAAAUUGAAGAAUUAACUAAAAAAGAUCGCAUGGAAGAAGCUUUGGAUCCAGAUGAAGAGCGGAGAAUCCGUGUCAGGAGGAAGGAGCAGGCCGUCCGUUCUGCCCGAAUGCUCUACGUCCUCCAGCAGCAGGUUAAAGAAAUCCAGGAAGAAUUGGAUAAAUUGAGUCCACAUAAAAUUAAACAUACUAAGAAGUCAUGGGCAGUGUCCAGGCUGGCAGCUGCCCAUCGAGGAGCCAUUCGGGCCUUACAGAUGUUUGUUACUCAGUUUACUGACCGGGUGGAGCACGCAGUUCCUAUUUGGUGCAAGGAAUUGGGCAGUCUCAUCCGCCAGCUUUCACUCUGUUCUGCCAAGCUGGAGGCCAAUUCUUCUGUCCCUGAUGUGGUGAUAGAUAUCCUGCAACAAACUGAGGCUUUGGAAUCCCUCCUGGAAAAGACACUGUCACCAAAAAAGGCAAAGAAAUGUUUCAGUGAAAUUCAGAGCAGAUUUCCUGUUGGUAGCCAAAGGGCCUUAGAGAGAUGGCGAAGUACAUCACCAAAGAGUGAGAGGAGGCCCUUCGUAGCAAAGGAGAUAUUUCCACAGGAAACAAGAGGACCUUCAGUGGCAAAGAAGCUUCUUGCUGAUAAGUAUCAACCUGAUAUAGAGCUUCCAGUGACCCAGAGGUUGGAAAACGAGCUUGAUGUAUUAGAUGCGGAUAUCCUUCCGGAAGAAGCUCCAUCUGUUGUAGACCAAAAUGCGAACUUCAAAGAAGAGGCAUUAGCCCUGGCAAAAACAAGAGCAGGGAAAAAGAAGCUUGUGACUGAGAAUGUGCCACCCUUUAGGAAGAAAGAUACUGUGGCACCGGCAAGACUACAGCAAGGACUCCACAAAGCUGAAAAAAGUAGACCACCCCAAUCUUACAGCAAAAGCAGGUUGCAACGGACAACAGUCUCCUCCAGGUUAAAAAUGAACCAGCAGCCUGUGAAGGACCAUAAGGCUCCUUGGAUACCUCCAAACCCCACAUCCCCACUGGCAUCUCCUAAAUGUGCUGCCUGGCUAAAGGUGAAAUCUAGCCCCAAAGAUGCCGCAAAAGAACAGUCUCUCCAGAAAGAAGAUACUCAAGAGGAAAGUCAGUUGAGAGGUGCUGUUGAGCACGAAGCAGUGAGUGUUUCUGCCACCCAAUUAGCGGAUAAGGUAGAGAAGGCAGUUCUGGAGCGUUUGAAGCCUCUCCUGGUCAAGGCCCAGAGAGUCAAUUCUUCUGUGGAAGCAGAUACUCGUUUGAAGGAUCGACUGUCAGUGAUCGCAGCAACAGCCCAGCCUGCGGAGAAGGCUACAGCUGUUGAUUGUGAAUCCAGUAGCAUUCAGCAGCUGGAUGAUUUUUUGGAAGAUGCCGCUCAUGAGCUCUGGGCUGUGACUCACUCUAAGAUCUCGGAGCCUGAGGCCUUAGCCACCUGGGGGGGCAGCAAUGACAGCCCAUGUCUGGAGGCCAUGAUGCUCCGCAUGGAGGAAAUGGAGAAAUACCAGGAGACGGUUCGCCAAAGAUAUAAUAAAAUUGUAUUUACUGAUCCUCAUCUUUGGAUGCAGGAAGAAAAAAAUGACCAAAAAAUCCCAGCAGUAAGUGAAAGGCGUCUUUCUCCUCAUCCAAUCAGGAUCACAAAGACAGCAGCUCGCAAAGACCCAGAUGUGAACAUCGUGUUAGAAAGGCCCUGCAAUGGCACUUCCCUAGAUGAAAGUGUGGGAACAGAGGAGAGACCGGAAAAAAGAGAGAAUCCCCUUCUCUCCCUUUCAGAAGAUGCUCAGCAGAAGGAAGGCCGAGCUGCUCUCUUUGUCCCGCGGGGCAUGCGGCGCAGCAUUGGUGACUACUGCCGCCGCUUCGAGCAGUACCUCCGGGUUACUGCGCACGAGGCUGUGGGCUCCUUCAACCCGUGGCUGAUAGCUGAAAGGAUGUCGCCUGUGAGGAGCUGCAGAUCCCAUCUCCGAGGUGCCGAUGCAUCGGGGAUUCCAACUCAGAACUUCCAGAACUGCUGCAGAGUGGGCUUGGCGGGGGCCCAGGGCUCGGGCAGAGGGCAGAGGAGUGGAUGCGGGACCGCAGCAAUGACUGCCUUGAUGCCGGGGUCCCUUUCCCCUCUGCCUGCUGGUGCUGGGGGCCGGAGGGGAGGCGGUGAGUAGCAUCCUUUCUGCCUCUCCUCCCUCUCUUCCUUUGCUCGCAGUUCCUGCUUCCCUGAAACCGAGGGGAGUGUGUGUGCAGGGAGUGGGCAGCCAGAGGCAGUGCCUGGAGGAGGCAUGAACUGUGCACUGGUGGGUCUGGAAGGCAAGAGUGAGCGUCGGAGCGAAGCCCCCAGGGCCCAGAGGAGAGGAAGGGGCUCUAAGCCCGGUCGGAAAGCUUCCGGUUUUCUCUGUGGUGCCAUGUAAGUUUCCUUAACUCUUGAAUGUUUCUGAGGGAGUAUUUUAGCAACUUGAGGGAGUGAUGAGAAUUCCCCGCAAACCCUGUAAAUCGGGUGUCUGCUCACCACGCACGGGUCACCGCAGGAGCGUCCUUUGGGAGGGCCAGCGGGCUGGAGAGCUCUCGGUUCUGGGGGCUCAUGAGAAGCAGCAGGAAGGCGGAGGUGUGACCACUAUCUUCCUAAAUAGUGGCCUCUCCCAUUUGCCUCUGCUGGCUCAAGAGCAGAGACCUCUCAUCUGUUUAUUAGUUCGUUGAACCUAAUGCGGGCUGGCCUGGAAGGGCUUCCACCAGACGUCCUGAGGGCUUCCCUCGGUCAGGGCCCCAGGGAAUCCCAUGUCGGGCCCCGGGCUGGCUGUCAGGCCCAAGUGAUCUCAGUCGACUCCUCCGUCAGUGCGGGUCCCACACAGGGACCAGGCUCGCAGCUCUGAUAAUGACUCUGGGCUGGCUGUGUGGCCAGGCCUCCUCUUUGCUUUGCGGCUCCGGUUCUAGGUCCCUCUUGCCAGCCUGCCCAGUAUGAUCAUACUCUGAUCAACCUGUUCCUGUGACACUGGGCCUGCUCUGCUCUCCCCAGUCUUCCCAGAGCCUCAAGUGUGGCCUCUGACCCUCAGCCUGGAGCAGGGAGCCCCGAAGUGGCCCCCACCCUCUCUGAUGAACCCCCGUUAUCUGCUGCUCUUCCUAGAGUCCCCUUAGCUGUUUCUGUGCUCCAUCUGCCUGGUAACCCUGAUCGAUUUUUCUUGAACCAAACCUGCUGCCUCUCACCUUUUUUUCUGGCUGACUUUCCAUCCACCCAGCGGGACUUUUCUUGUGGCUGAGUCCAUCCUUCCCGCCACUGAAUCAGACCCCCCACCCGCAUGCCCCAGCGGGUGUCCGGAGGUUGGGCUACUCCAUGUCCCGACGCCACGAAAUGAGUAAGACGCCUGCGCCUCCUACCCUUCUCUGAGCUCCAGCUCUCCCGGGGGCUGACUGAGGGGCUGCUCCCCUCCCAUUCUGCUCUGGAUCCAAGAGAAGUCACCCUAUCCCAGAGCCCCUCUGUCACAGCCUUUGCCUCCCCAGGCCCUGUCUCCCUUUGCUUCCAUUGCAACCCUCCCCCGGGCCCCUCGGCACCCGCUCUGGGUGUGUCUUCGCACCUUGUGCCGUUCCUCGCCCUCCCCUCCCCAGCCUCCCUCACUGCCCCCUCCCUGGACCAGAAGCAUUUACCUUCUGCUCUGGUUGUCUCCCUGGAAUCUUCCAUCCACACACUGUUCCUCUGUCUUCCCUUGGGUGGGGGUGAGGUCAGCCUAAGGCCUCCCACUGUGGGCGCCAUGCCUGUGUCUAGAAGCUUGCUCUGUCUCUAUCCACACCCGGCAUCCCAUUUGGGAAUGCGAGAAUUCCAGCAGCGUCCGGCUCUUGACACACUGUGAUCAGAUCCUGGACACUUGGGCUCUGCCAUCUGCCCCACAGCUCCAGGGUUCCCUAAGCCUGGGCUGAAUUACCUGGGAGGCCCCCAGCAGACGAUUCCUCGAGAUGGCAUGGGAGGCUGGGAGUCCAGAGAGCUGGGGAGAUGAGGCUGGCCACCAGCACCUGUGCAGCCACUUGUCUUUAUGGCCCCUACAGACCGAGCUCCAGGGCCAGGCCCAGGAGGAAACAUGGUUCUCCUUAGCCAUGAUUGUCCAACACACUGUUCUUGGAGAGUUACUGAGAGGCCGAGAGAGGUUAAGUGAAUAUUUGGGGUUUAACCCCAUCCCACAUCUACUCAGCACUUUACAAUUCACAAAAUGCCUUUCAAUACAUUCCCUUCUGUCUUUCAGUCACUGUAGCCACCCUGCAUUGUGUACCAGCAGUAACACGGACUGCUUAAGAAUGUGAGCCACGAGUUAAAAUCUCCUGGGACCUCCAUGCCUCAGUUUCCUAAUCUGUGAAAUGGGGAUAACAGUAGUAUCCACCCAGGGUUACUGUAUGGAUUAAGGGAAGUAAUCCUUGCAAACAUUGAGAAGAGCACCUGGCGGAUAGUAAGUGCUCAGCAAGUGUUCACUCUUAGGUUUGUCACUGAGGACUUAGGAGGGGGACGCUUGUGGCUGUUCUCACAGCCUUCUUUCUGAAGUGCUCUCCUUGCCUCUUUGCUCUUGUUGUGUUCUUCCUGCCUACAGCCCUGUGUCUCUUCUUGCCUUGCCCUCGAAGCCAAACACUUGGCAACAGUUAGCCAUUCCUUUGGCUGCCCUGAGCCACACAGCUGGUUCCCCCUCCAGCUUAUCCCGCUGGGCCACCUCAGAGAGAUGUCCCUUUUGGCCACGGGACUAACUGCACCGUGGACAGUGGUCCUGUACGCUUUGCUCUAGGGCUCCCAGUGCCACCAGAACCUUCUGAACUGGACCACAUCCUUAAGGGGCAGGCAGAUGAAGUAUUACUAGCCUUGGUUUUUUUUGUUGUUGUUGUUUUGUUUUUUGGCUGCGUUGGGUCUUCUUUGCUGCAUGCGGGCUUUCUCUAGUUGCGGCGAG
This is a messenger RNA of Aethalodelphis obliquidens (Pacific white-sided dolphin), 6469 nucleotides long. RefSeq names its product KIAA0753 ortholog. Lineage: Eukaryota; Metazoa; Chordata; Mammalia; Artiodactyla; Delphinidae. Bases 896 to 3721 code for a protein of 941 amino acids. The transcript has 17 exons. The record is from RefSeq and is a predicted model, not a curated record. Gene Ontology annotation, biological process: centriole replication; protein localization to centrosome. Gene Ontology annotation, cellular component: microtubule organizing center; centriolar satellite.